AUGGAGCCGCUCGCGUCCUUGAGCCUCACUUCGAGCGUUAUCCAAAUCGUGGACUUCACUGGGAAGCUCAUCUCGAAUGCCAAAGAGAUAUACCGUUCUGCCGAUGGGACGCUGGAGUCUUGCCAGAAUCUUCGUCAGGCCGCGCAGAACUUGUCGGAGCUGUCUGCGGACCUUUACAGAAAUACCCCGAAGAACCAGAGGCUGAACAAGUCCAAAAAUCUCAGGCCUCGUCCAGAAGAUGUAGAGGGUCGGCCGAACGGACUAAGGUCCAAGAGGAAUGAUUUGGAGCUCAGCAGUGCCGAUGAACAGCUUCUACGGCUUACUGAAGACGCAAGAGAGCUGUCUCAAGGCAUCGCAGAUGCGGUGCACAAGACGGCUGCUUACGGCGAUCAUAAGACUUUCUGGAGUAUUCAGCAGGCUUUGCGAGCGGUAUGGAACCAGAGAAACUUUUCUGCGGAGUGGCUGAAUCGCCCUCCGACCGAUCCAACGACGGAGUUCACUAUCCAAGAGGACUUGCAUGCAUUCAUGGGAGACGCGGAACAGCGUCAUUUUGAACUAUUACGCGUUAUUGCGAACAGCAGCGGGCGCUUUGGAGACCCGGUCGCUGCCGGUCAAAUCUCUUUAGAGUUGGAUUCGCUAGCCCAGGCUGACUCCCUUCAACGCUUUUCCCGGAUCAUCAACGCCAGGCUUCGCUUUGAGGAUAUGCCUGACCGUCUCGAAAGUAUACCAGAAGCUCACCGCUGCACUUUUGCAUGGACUUUUGACCGACGGGGCACCUGCCCAGGCGAAAGGCCCUGGGACAGCUUCUCGGACUGGCUUGAGGAUAAAGAAGGAGACCAUAUCUAUUGGAUUACGGGCAAACCUGGGUCGGGUAAGAGCACAUUGAUGAAGUACCUCUAUCAUAACGACCGCACAAAGAGCCACCUUGUAUCCUGGACCGGCACACUACCCGUGUUACGUUUCCUUUUCGUAAUCGAUGGCUUGGACGAAUUCGAUGGCGACCCGAAGGAACUCGUGGACUUUGCGAUCACUACUUCCAAGCACAGCAAUGUCAAAGUCUGUGUUGCCAGUCGUCCUUGGCUGGUCUUCGAGGAUGCUUUCGAAAAGAGUCCGAGUCUGCUCCUGGAACACCUAACUCGGCAAGACAUUUAUAACUACGUCACGGCGAAGUUCGAUGUCAAUAAACACUUCGCUCGGCUGCAAAAGCGUGAGCCGCGAGGUUCGCAGAGCCUCAUUCGCAGCAUCGUAGAGAAGGCGUCUGGAGUCUUUCUCUGGGUCUACCUCGUCGUGGAGUCACUCUUACAAGGCCUGUCGAAUGCCGACAGGAUGUGCGACCUUCAAUGCCGCUUGGAUGCACUUCCGGCUGACUUGGAGGCCCUAUUCGAAAAGCUUUUGAACAAGCUUGACCCAAUCUACUUCCGACAUGCCUGCCAGUUUUUCCGUCUUCUCAGAGAGCAUCCAUCUGCCACCAUUCUGGAACUAUCCUUUGCGGACGACGAGGACGCCUCGUCUAGCAUGGGUGCGAAGAGGGAGCCACUUUUUCUUCAUGAAGAAAAGGAGAGGGUAGGAGAGAUGAUAAGACGAUUGAAGUCACGAUGCAAAGGGUUCUUGGAGGUCGACGAGCCCCUCUUGGACGAAGACGAUGAUGGCGGAUCCAACUACUUCACAAAGCCCGAAAGGAAAAAGAUCCGCUAUAUCCACCGGACUGCUCGAGAUUACCUCCAUUCCGAUGACGUAUGGGCUGUGAUUAUGAAAGCUACUAGCAGUGCUUCUUUCAAUCCGUGCGAACGCUGGGCGAACGCAUUUCUUUGGUCGUUAAAGACUCUGCGCCCCGGUGCCCUCAAGGACAGGACGAUGUGGUGGUAUAUGUGGGAGCCACUCACCGGAUGCAUCGAAUACGCGCUCCGACUGGAAGAGAGCGAUAAAAAAGUACGUUUGACUUACCUCGAUGAGGUUGCCCAGGUUGCGGUAGAGUCAAGGCGCACCGCUUGGGAACGGAAGCUCAUUCCCAUGCCUCCAGGCUACUCUGGCAAACAACCCAUGUGCUUUUUGGAUAUCGCCGUUUGGUUGGGCCUUGACGGGUAUGUACGGAUCAAAGUGAGCAAGUGCAAGGCGUCGGAGGUAAAAAGAAGCUGCGGGUUUGCAGGUGUCAUCUCCAACGCUCGACCCGAGAGUCUGCUUGACGGACGGCCAGCCAUUAAACGAGCCCUACUCAACACUGACGUCGGCGAGGUACUUCGGCAACAGAAUAGGCCUGUUUCGUUCGGCAUCUUCGGCUCCAAACGGAGACGAGAGAGGCCCCAGUUUUUGUAA
This is a messenger RNA of Trematosphaeria pertusa, 2313 nucleotides long. RefSeq lists its product as uncharacterized. Bases 1 to 2313 code for a protein of 770 amino acids. The record is from RefSeq and is a predicted model, not a curated record. The transcript has 4 exons. NCBI's taxonomy places the organism in Eukaryota, Fungi, Ascomycota, Dothideomycetes, Pleosporales, Trematosphaeriaceae.